Molecule: messenger RNA, 1560 nt
Organism: Dicrocoelium dendriticum
Lineage: Eukaryota; Metazoa; Platyhelminthes; Trematoda; Plagiorchiida; Dicrocoeliidae
Source: the annotation of a GenBank genome assembly
AUGCCCCUUUUCCUUAUUUAUUUUCUUAUUUUUGGUAUACUUUUCCAGGUUUUCUCUCGUUUCCCACUGGCUUACAAUGCCAUUUCUCUUCAUCUGGUCGAGGUCAGUCCUACCAUGCGUUCACUGCAAGAGAACGCGCUGUCGAAACUUACUUCACGAUUUAAUUUGCCCCUCCCUUCGAUCAAAUGGUACAGCGAUCUUCGGGAUAUCCCUAGACAGGUGCCAACUUUUUUGCUUGCGAAUGAGUUCCUCGACGCACUUCCGGUUCACCAAUUUCAAAAAUCCGAAGGGGAGUGGCGUGAGGUUCUUGUUGAUGUAAAUAAGACAGAAAAGGAAGCCCCCGGUCUACGUUUUGUCCUGGCUCCAAGUCAGACGUCCUCAAUAAUUGCUUAUCUUCCACUCGCUGGCGACGUCACUCACCGUGAAUUCAUCGAAAUUUGCCCUCAAGCACUGGUGCUUCUCGACGAUAUUUGUCAACGGGUUGCGGAGGAUGGAGGUGCAGCUUUACUAAUCGACUACGGUCACUUUGGUAACAAGGGCAACACGUUGCGUGCUUUCCGCAGGCACGAAGUGUGUGACCCCCUACUUGAACCUGGGAAUGUUGAUUUGACAUGCGAUGUCGACUUUUCCCUUCUGCAUCAUCGAGCGUGCUCAAUCAAACAUGCCGUGGGUGUGCAUGGACCAGAAAGCCAGGCCUACUUCCUCAUUAAUAUGGGCUUACUGACAAGAUUACAGGCUCUGUUGGCUCAGUGUGAUUCGGACGCUCGUAGUGAAGAGCUCUUGUCAGGAUGCGAAAUGUUGAUCUCUCGGGAGCAAAUGGGCGAGCGAUUCAAAUUUAUGGCCAUUGUCUCGCGCUCGAAGGACGAUGGCACGCCUCGCCUAGAGGUUCCCGGAUUUGUGGACCUCCCCGGCACACCCUAUUCCCAGCCUGCAGCCUGACUUAAUUCUCCUUAUGCUUACUCACUUUUUUUAUUUCUACAUUACCCUCUUUCAUGUAUCCAUAUUUCACAACUCUUUGUUGUUAUGCUGGUCAUGUAGGUUGGACAUUGUUGUCGGCUUUCCUACAGCGUGCUCCGUUGUCAUUCUACAGGCUGUCCGUAAGGUCUGUGCAUUUAUGACAAUUUGAUAUUUUUCAUUAAAUCCAAAUUAUUGCCAGCUUUUUUGCCUCCACAGAUUAAACAUAGUUUUAUCAAAGGAAGAAUGAGUUGAGUUGGUACUUUUAAGUGAACAUGAAAGAUGCUCAUAUCGAAAGAGCAGAUGAGUUUGAUGUACGGCUUUCGAGGAGAAUUCAAAUUGGUUUUUCGACGGUGGCGAAAGUGAUCAUUAUAUUUAAGGAAACAGGCAGCAUCAUGGACAAACCGCUUUCUGGGCGACCAAGUCAAUCAGUCAAAACUACCUCCAUUGUUGUGUCUGAAAUGUACAUAAGUCCCAAGAAACAACCGACAGGACAUCUUUGGAUUAAGGUAUUUCGAAAUCAGCCGUCUGUCAAAUCUUAAAACAGCGAAAGUUUCAUCCAUACACAUGAUAACUCUUGCAUCACUUAACAGAUGAUGACCCUGG